This is a messenger RNA of Aphidius gifuensis, 1739 nucleotides long. RefSeq names its product protein amnionless-like. Gene Ontology annotation, biological process: intracellular protein localization; receptor-mediated endocytosis. The record is from RefSeq and is a predicted model, not a curated record. NCBI's taxonomy places the organism in Eukaryota, Metazoa, Arthropoda, Insecta, Hymenoptera, Braconidae. The transcript is spliced from 6 exons. Gene Ontology annotation, cellular component: endocytic vesicle; apical plasma membrane. Bases 60 to 1523 code for a protein of 487 amino acids.
UCGAACAGAGUAAAUAUUCCCAAGUGUUGUAUCCUCAAAUAAAAAUUUAAAAAAAAAAAAUGCAUUUAAUAUUUUUGCAUUGUAUUAUAUUAUCAUUUAUUAAAAAUACAAUUGCCUGGAGAUUAGGUGAAGAAUUACACUGGCUACCAAAUCUCGAAUGGACAACAAAAAAUAAUUGGAUUAAUGAAAAUAUUCCAACAUUAAAUAGUAGAAUUUUAUUUCCAUUAGAAAUGAAACAUUCUGUUGGAUUUCCAUUAACUGGAAAAUUUAUUUUAACUGGAAUUGAUUUACCAAGAGAUGGAUCAUUACUAUUACCAAAUGAUGGCAGUGUAAAGUUUAGUAAUUCAAAUGAUAAAAAAUUAAUAAAAAAUGUAUCAAAGUGGAAAUGGAGUGGUCCAUUUUACUGGGUCGAUCCAAAUAAUUGGAACAAUACAAAUUUAGCAAUGCCACAUUUUGAAAAAAUUCCAUGUAGUACUGAUACAAUUGUAUUACCAGAUAAUAAAUAUUCAUUGAGUAUUAAAUUUCCAAAUGAAAAUGUUAAAAUUAAAAAAAUUAAAAUUGGCUCAUUAUUUAUUGGCACCAAUGAUUGGAAAUUAAAAAUGUAUGGACGUGAAUUUCGUGACAGUCAUCAAAGUGUAAAAUUUUCUGGUUUACAAUAUUGUCCAGAUGAAGAAUGUCUAUGUCGUCAAGAUCCAGAAAGUAUUGAUUUAUUGAUUGGAGAAAUUUGUAAAAUACAAUCAACUCGUUGUAGUAAAAAAAUUAAUUCUUGUGAUGAUCCAUUGAAGGUCGAGGGACACUGCUGUGAUUAUUGUGGAAGUAAAGUGUUGAUUGAUCAUAAGGUUUCUUUGGUUGAACUUGAAGAAUUAUCAAAUGUAGCAUUAAAAAAAUACAAAGACACUCUAUCAUGGCAUGCAAGAAUGACGUGGGAUGAAAACAUGGAGGUUUUGAUUAUGGAAAAUGAUGAAUAUACUGGAAUAAAAAAUCAGGAAGCCAUGAACAUACUUGCCGAGGCAUUGACAGCUAGAGGAAUUGCAGUGAUGGGUAAAAAUUUUUCUGGACCACCAGUUGGAGAUUCAGCUUUAUCAAAAAGCUUGAUAACAAUAUUUUGUAUAUUUUUAGUUUCAAUAAUUAUUGUUUUGAUAGCUUUACCCUACUUUGGCUGGUCUUAUUCCGAAUUAUUUUUAAUUGUGAGAGAUAUAUUUCCAUUGGUCAGAGAUGGCACUCAACCAGUUAAAGAUCAAUCAUCAGAAACAGCAACAUUUGAAUUUGCAAGAUUUCAAAAUGUUGCUGAUGGUGAUAUACAGCUUGCAAGUACUGCAUAUGAUGAAGAUCAAGAAAACCCAAAUGACAAUGAACCCAACGAAAAUCCACAUGAAGGAGGAAAACGUUUUGAAAAUCCACUUUACACAUCAAAAAAACGUCGUCCAAUUGAAGAAUUAAAUAUUAUUGACGUCAAUUCAACACUACGUUUAACUGAUUUACAAAAAAAAAUAAAAAAUCAAACAGACUGUGAUUCAGAAUAAUUUACACUUCUCCUAUUUCAUCAUGGUAUAAUUAAAAAAUCCUUUGUAACAAUUGUUUGCUCGUUUGACGAAAUGACAAAAGAUAUUUUUUUUUAAAUUUUCAAAAGUUCAUACAGGCAAGGAAACAAGAUUAUUUUAUCAACACAUCUUAUUUGCAAAUAUUGAAAAUCAAUACAGCUCUGUAUCACGAAAAUGACAAUGAAACAUAAUAAAAAA